Exaiptasia diaphana is the source of this 2474-nucleotide messenger RNA. RefSeq names its product solute carrier family 22 member 15. The transcript has 10 exons. Gene Ontology annotation, molecular function: transmembrane transporter activity. Gene Ontology annotation, biological process: transmembrane transport. Lineage: Eukaryota; Metazoa; Cnidaria; Anthozoa; Actiniaria; Aiptasiidae. Gene Ontology annotation, cellular component: membrane. The coding region runs from base 96 to 1748 and encodes 550 amino acids. The record is from RefSeq and is a predicted model, not a curated record.
CAUUUACUGAGGAUCUUGAGAAGUAGAACUGCAACAGAAAUACGUUAACUGGACAGAAACUACUCUUGAAAUAUUAAUCCUGAUCUUUUUAAAGAAUGGCUGGUUUGACCAUCGACGAUGUUCUUGCUAGAAUAGGUAGUCUUGGUUUCUAUCAACUUCGACUCAUUGYCAUAUUAAGUUUUGGAGAAUGGGUGAACAUAACUUUUCAAGUGAUGAUGAUGACWUUUGUGGGUGCGGAACCCCCCUGGAAGUGUGCACCCAAUAGUAAUGCAUGCAACUGGACUGGAGAGAUGGGUCCAACCCAUAAGAACUACGGCGAACGAUGUCAUCUUAAUAGAAGUGACUGGGUAUUUUCAGACGAAUAUACAUCUGUGGUCACAGAGUUUGAUUUGGUGUGCGACAACACAUUCCUGGCCAGCGUUUCCUCRUCAAUUCUGUUUGCUAGUUGGUUGGUUAUGUCUUUAGCCAGUGGGAUUUUGGCAGACAAARUUGGCAGAAAGCCCGUUCUGGUUAUUUUUGCCAUUGUUGCUCCUCUGUUUGGACUUCUGAGUGCAUUUCCUCGUGUCUAUUGGUUGUUUACUGUUUUUCGGCUUCUUGUUGGCAUUGGUAUUGGUGGCUGUGGUAUGCCAGUGUUUGUGCUUGCGACGGAAUUUGUUGGAGUAAAACACAGACACGUUGCAGGAACAGCUCUUUGGUAUUCCUGGGCUUUGGGUCUGUUGUCUUUGGGUGGGAUUGCCUACCUAAUAAGAGACUGGAGGACAUUAGUYAUUGUUCUUUCUGCUCCUGGCUUAAUCUUCAUUGGAGCAUGGUGGUUUAUACCAGAGUCAAUCAGGUAUUUGCUGCUGAAAGGAAAACUUAGCGAAGUCGARAAGGUGCUUCGCCACAUUGCCCAAGUAAACAAGAAAGAMUAUCCAGAAGAACYAUUGCAUGAUCCCACGCAGGAAGGUGAUCAAAAAAUGGGCGAUUUGCGAGACUUGUUUAGAACCAAGAAAAUGAUCCAUCGAACUCUUGUCUCUUGGUAUUCUUGGUUUGUUAAUGCCAUGGUCUACUAUGGUGUUGCUUUUGCCUCACCUUCACUUGGUGGUAACAUGUAUUUCAACUUCUUCUUGACAAGUGUUAUUGAGAUUCCUUCAAACUGGGCGUCGAUAUAUGCUAUAGGAAARUUCGGAAGGAAGAAAACUGUAGUUGUUGGACUUAUUAUGGCUGCGUUAGCAUCGAUUGGUGCUGUUUUAAUUACAAUGUACGACCCUGGAGAUGGAGACAAAGGGUAUUAUGCUGGCAUUGUCAUCAUGGCCAUGACAGCAAAAUUCUUCGUGUUUAUGUCAUUUGCUGCUAUCUACGUCUACUCAGCGGAAUUAUUUCCCACAGUUGUCAGGAAUGUAGGUAUGGGUACUUGCACUGGUGCUGGGCGAGUUGGCUCAUUUAGUGCGCCAUACGUUGUGCAGUUGAAUCGCGUUCAUGCUUUGUUACCAUUUGGAAUAAUGGCCGUACAAGCGUUUUUGGCGGGAAUCUUGUGUAUGACUUUGCCAGAGACUAAGGGUAUGCCAACCGAAGAAACGAUGUCAGGAGAURCCAAAGAAGCAGUUGUGRAUGAAGUAGCAAUAGCGGAUCUCAAGGAGGAAAUGCCAGUUCCUAUCGAUCAGAAGAAUGAAGACAAAAACGAUAAUGUCCUCAGGAUUGAGGUUGCUGAGCAGAACAAGAAAGCUGGCCAGUCAAAAGAAAUAGGUUUUGAUAAUACAACGUUUUAGUUAUUAACAUUUGUGUUGAACUGGCCAAGGCAUAGGAUACCAAGUGAUGAUCAGUGAUAUAUAUAGAGUGUUUUUCAUAAACAAAUAUACUUUGUUUUUGAGGAGAAGAAUCAUUCAUGGCUACAACAAUGUGUCCCAAAUUAUGUAUGUAUUGUUCACAGCUAUUGAAAAGGCUGAGAAUACCUGAAGAUAGCGUACUCCAGACCAAAGUGCAUUGUUAGACGUUCUAUCGCCGUUGAAAAGACGCCUUUUCGUGAUUCUCUAUAAUAGCUCGGCACAGCCAAGAACUUCAAAGCAAUAAAGUUUAGAAUUGACAUUUUGUAACGUAGCUAACGCGGAGUUUUAAAAUAGUACAAACAAAUCAUAAGUAUAUAACCAUUUAUGUACUUGUACACAAUGCAUUGCGGUCUUUAGUAUUCAACGUUUUCUGAACUACCGACAUCUGUGAAUUCUUUAUUUGUUCAUUUUACUAAAUGAACGUAGAUGAACUGCAGAAUGCCGAUUGAUUGACACAUGUCGAUCGCUCGUAUUUUAUAAAUUUGAAAGUGAUCAGUUUCAGUGAUCGAUUGAAAUCAAUGACAAAUUAAAAAUAAGGAAUUGAAUCCUACGUAUUCAUACACAGUAUCUAUCAAAUUGUUUAGAGAAAAAAAUUAUUUCAAAUUUAACAUUUGUGCAUGAGGAUGAUUUUAAAAAAUCUUAUCAGCUUUCUUGUAAACUAUACAUAAA